Suhomyces tanzawaensis NRRL Y-17324 is the source of this 957-nucleotide messenger RNA. It is a transcript of the gene FUS1, whose product is annotated as Fus1p. Lineage: Eukaryota; Fungi; Ascomycota; Pichiomycetes; Serinales; Debaryomycetaceae. The record is from RefSeq and is a predicted model, not a curated record. The transcript has a single exon. The coding region runs from base 1 to 957 and encodes 318 amino acids. Gene Ontology annotation, molecular function: protein binding.
AUGUCGUCCAAUGAAGACCUCACCAUUCUUCUCACCAUGACCUCGACCUACACCAUCAGUACAUCUCUGUCAUCCACGCCUCCGGUGGGCAUCACCACCAUCACCAGCAUCUACACCAAGCAGCUCGUGACCCUGGCCACCCGCACCUCCACCUCCACGCAGUCUCUCCCAUCUCCAUCACAAAGUACCAGCUAUCUGGCAGGGCCUUCUGUGACAGCGUCCACCACGUCAAAUUCCACGUCAAACACCAUGUCAAACACCACGUCAAAUGUGCCAUCACCACUUGCCAUGCCUGAGCCCAAAAAAGUCUCCAACUCGCUCACACUUGGGCUAUCAAUUGGCAUCCCCGUAGCUAUCGUGUCGCUCUUCGUGUUGGUACUGGUGGGGCUUUUUAUGUACAAACGAACCAAAUCAAGCCUGUUUUCUCCACAAAAUGAUAAAAUGAAAUCGGAAAAUCCGUACCUCCAGAUAGAGUCGUUGAAAAACCACACCACGCUGGAAAGCUCGCUAGACCACAAACCACAGCCCUUGAACUUAGUCCAGGACCCUUCUCGGAGCCUCAAACGCCAGUCAAUCAUGUACUACGUAAAAGAUAGACUCAGUCGCCAUUUUAAGGACGACGACUUGGAGUUGGGCUCGCUUCCCAAGGCCGGAAUCUCUCCUAUGCUCCUCAAGAAAUUCAAGCUCCGUGCUCGAGAGAAUGGCCUGGAGGGCUAUGAAGAUACUGGCCCGCUUUCCCGAAGUCACAAGCUCAAUUUAGUUUCAAUUGUGAGCGAAGAAAAGCCGUCGAAACAGUGCAUGGUAAAAAGACCUUACACCAAAAAGCUUGCGGACGAACUCAGUGUGGAGGUGGGUGACUUUGCCGUGUUGCUAGCAGAGUAUUCCGACGGAUGGUGCCGGGUGCGUCGCGGGGAUGUGGAGGGAAUGGUGCCCCAAGUAUGUUUGACAAGCUUAUAA